UGACGGCGGUGAAGAAAGGGGGUGACUGGCGUUUCGGGGUUGAGGCGCUGGGCGGAGCGAGCAGGAUAGGAGGAGCCGAAGUGUUCCUAUUUGCUUGGGUAAAAGAAAAAGAAGUAUUAUGACCAAGACUUCACAGAGAAAGCCACGUGACUGUAUGAGCCAAUGCAAAUCAAGGCCUGGCUUGGGCACCUCAAUCCCCUUGAGGAUGUCCAGUUACCUAUUCAAGAGGCCAGUUACUAGAGUUUCAGCCCACCCUGGCAAUGAGGUUAGAUACCACCAACGGGAGGAGAGCCUGGACAAGCCCCAGCAGGUCUGCUGGCAGAAGAGAGUGCAAGGACUGCAGGCCUACAGCAGUGCAGGUGAACUUCUGAGUACUUUGGAUCUCACCAAAGCCUUGCAAAAGCUUGCAUCGAACUGCACGGGUGCUUCCCUGCCAGGGGCUCCUGCCGUACCUGCCCAUGCCCCGUGUUCACCUUGGUCAGAGGUGAUCCCUAGGGCGGAUCUGGGUCUCUCACAGCUCCUCUACAGGCAAUUUCUGGUGAGUGAGGAAGAUAUUAGAACACAGGAAAAGAAAGUGAAGGCGGCAAGAGAGAGGCUGGCGAUUGCUCUGAUUGCAGACAGACUAGCUAGUGAAAGAGAGAAAGUGAGAGGAACGAGAGGAGAGUACUGAAAAAGAUUGAGGAAAGAAGAAAAAGAAGAAGAAAUGCAGAUGGAAUGGAGCUUGAACCCAUGUUAACAUCUUUACAGUGUCCAAAAAAAUUUUUUUUUGCUCUGAGCUAUUGAAACUUUCAAAUGCACUGAUGCUUCUUUUUAUUAAACUUCUUUGUGCGA
Messenger RNA from Lepus europaeus (European hare), 831 nucleotides. RefSeq names its product methyl-CpG binding domain protein 3 like 1 (gene MBD3L1). The record is from RefSeq and is a predicted model, not a curated record. Bases 119 to 670 code for a protein of 183 amino acids. The transcript is spliced from 2 exons. Lineage: Eukaryota; Metazoa; Chordata; Mammalia; Lagomorpha; Leporidae.